GCCACGGCUGCAGAACCGGCGCUUGCACGGACUAUAAACUACCUCCACACUGUACCAAGACAGAGGUGAGCGUGGGAUCCUGUCCAACGCAUUGCACAAGGUGCCAUAUUUCCCACCCGACAUGUAGUCCAGCAGCGUGGGAAAUCACAGCGGUAGAAGAAGAAGAGGCGUGUGGGAAGGAUGAUGCCAUGAAAAUGUCAACAGCCCACUAAGAUCACGAACAAGGCGGCGGUGCACGAUGAUGAUGGACCCAAGUGCAAGGUAGCGUCCGCCACGAGAGUCCACGGAGACCUCUUGUAGUCGCUUUCGGGUGGAGGAUGGAUUUCAGACGGCUCCGGAACAUAAUCAGCAGAUACUGCGUGGGGGAGGAGAUCUGGGUCGACAGUCGGACAGUCUACAUCGGCCAUAAAGAACCCCCUCCGGGAGCUGAGGCCUACAUCCCUCAGCGUUACCCCGACAACCGUAUCGUGUCCUCAAAGUAUACCUUCUGGAACUUCAUCCCCAAGAACUUGUUUGAACAGUUCCGAAGAAUUGCCAACUUUUACUUUUUGGUCAUAUUUCUUGUCCAGCUCAUCAUCGACACCCCCACCAGCCCAGUCACCAGUGGCCUGCCCCUCUUCUUUGUUAUCACUGUUACCGCCAUCAAACAGGGCUACGAGGAUUGGCUGCGGCACAAAGCCGACUGUUCCAUCAACGAAUGUCCGGUGGACGUGGUGCAGCGGGGGAAGGCGGUGAGGACGCAGAGUCACAAGCUGAGGGUGGGCGACAUCGUGGUGGUGAGGGAGGAUGAAACGUUCCCAUGUGACCUUAUCCUGCUCUCAUCCAGCCGACAAGAUGGCACCUGCUAUGUCACCACCACCAGCCUGGAUGGGGAGUCUAGUCAUAAGACCUACUACGCCAUACCAGAUACCAUGGCCUUUAGGACGGACCAAGAGGUGGAUUCCCUACAUGCCACCAUCGAAUGUGAACAACCUCAGCCUGACCUCUACAAAUUUGUGGGACGUAUCAAUAUUUACAAGGAGAAAGAAGAGCCUGUUGUGAGACCACUUGGUGCCGAGAACUUACUACUCAGAGGUGCAACAUUAAAAAACACACAACAUAUUUGUGCCGUUGCCAUCUAUACCGGCAUGGAGACCAAGAUGGCGCUCAAUUAUCAGUCAAAAUCACAGAAGCGCUCCGCCGUCGAAAAGUCCAUGAAUGCCUUUCUGAUUGUCUAUCUGUGCAUCCUGAUCAGUAAAGCAGCCAUCAAUACUAUUCUCAAAUAUGCCUGGCAGUGGUCUCCAGAUCGGGACGAGCCCUGGUACAACCGUAGAACUGAGAACGAGCGACAGCGACACGUGGUGAUUCGAGCUUUCACCGAUUUCCUGGCCUUCACCGUGUUGUUCAAUUACAUCAUCCCCGUGUCCAUGUACGUCACGGUGGAGAUGCAGAAAUUCCUGGGUUCCUACUUCAUCACGUGGGAUGAGGAGAUGUUUGAUGAGGAGUUGGGAGAGGGGGCCCAAGUCAACACCUCUGACCUCAAUGAGGAACUGGGUCAGGUGGAAUAUGUUUUUACUGAUAAGACGGGCACUCUGACGGAGAACAACAUGGAGUUCAUCGAAUGCUGCGUAGAUGGGAACGUUUACAUUCCGCACGCCAUCUGUAACGGUCAAAUCCUCAGCGCUGCCUCCAGCAUAGACAUGAUCGAUUCCUCACCUGGUGGAUACCGCAGAGAGCAUGAGGACCUGUUUUUCCGAGCAUUGUGUCUGUGUCACACGGUGCAAGUGAAAGAGGAGGAGACGGUGGACGGCAUCAAGAAGGGCAUCCAUCAGGGCCGACCCACCUCCUUCUACAUCUCCUCCUCCCCGGAUGAGGUCGCUUUAGUGGAGGGAAUGAAAAGGCUAGGUUACACCUACCUGAGACUGAAAGACAACUACAUGGAGAUUUUGAACAAAGACGACGAGAUUGAAAGGUUUGAGCUGCUUCAUGUGCUCAACUUUGACUCUGUGAGGAGGAGAAUGAGCGUCAUUGUUAGGACAAGCUCAGGAGAAUACCUGCUCUUCUGCAAGGGUGCUGACUCUGCCAUUUUUCCUCUGGUGGUAUCUGGCAAGGUGGAACAGGUGAAGGCACGGGUGGAGCAAAAUGCUGUGGAGGGCUUGCGAACCCUGUGCGUGGCCUACAAGAAGCUGUCGGAGUCCGAGUACCAAGAGGCGUGUCGCCAUCUGACCGACGCCAAGCUGGCCCUGCAGGAGAGGGAGCAGAGGCUGGCUGAGGCUUAUGACAUCAUCGAAAGAGACUUUGUGCUCCUGGGUGCCACGGCGGUAGAGGACAGGCUCCAGGAGAAGGCGGCAGACACCAUUGAGUCACUGCACAAGGCGGGAAUAAAAGUUUGGGUGCUGACCGGGGACAAAAUGGAGACGGCGGCGGCCACCUGCUAUGCCAGCAAGCUGUUUCGUCGGAGCACUCAGAUCCUGGAGCUGACCAAGAAGCGCACAGAAGAGCAGAGUCUGCAUGAUGUUCUUUUUGAGCUCAACAGGACAGUUCUCAGACAGCGAUCCAUUUCUGGGCUGUCUGUGGACUGCCUGGAUUUCGGUCUGAUUAUUGACGGGGCCACGCUGUCGGCUGUCCUCAAGCCCAAGCAGGACAGCGCCGGCCACGGCAACUACCGCGAGAUCUUCCUGGAGAUUUGUCGAAACUGCAGCGCAGUGCUGUGCUGUCGCAUGGCGCCGCUGCAGAAGGCGCAGAUCGUCAAGCUGAUCAAGGCCUCCAAGGAGCACCCAAUUACCCUCGCUGUUGGCGAUGGAGCCAAUGAUGUCAGCAUGAUUUUAGAAGCGCACGUGGGCAUCGGGAUAAUGGGCAAAGAGGGGCGCCAGGCUGCCAGGAACAGCGACUACGCCAUCCCCAAGUUCAAACAUCUGAAGAAAAUGUUGCUAGUUCACGGUCACUACUACUACAUACGCAUCGCUGAGCUCGUCCAGUACUUCUUCUACAAGAAUGUAUGCUUCAUCUUCCCGCAGUUCCUCUACCAGUUUUUCUGCGGAUUCUCCCAGCAGCCUCUGUACGACACGGCCUAUUUGACCUUGUAUAACAUCAGCUUCACGUCACUGCCCAUCCUCCUCUACAGCUUGGUGGAGAAGCAUGUCACCAUGGACACACUUAAACGGGAGCCCUCCUUGUACAGGGAUAUUGCCAAGAACUCCCUCCUCCGCUGGCCAGUCUUCUUGUACUGGACAUGUUUGGGCGUGUUUGACGCAGUGGUCUUCUUCUUUGGUGCCUACUUCCUGUUUGACAACACCACCUUCACCAGCAAUGGCCAGCUCAUGACCACCAACACGCAGAUGAUGUUUGGCAACUGGACCUUCGGGACUCUGGUUUUCACUGUGCUGGUGUUCACUGUGACACUUAAGCUCGCCUUGGACACGCACCACUGGACCUGGAUCAAUCAUUUUGUUAUCUGGGGCUCUCUACUUUUUUAUGUGAUCUUCUCUCUUCUCUGGGGAGGCAUCAUUUGGCCCUUCCUUAACUACCAGAGGAUGUAUUACGUCUUCAUGCAAAUGCUGUCCAGCGGGCCUGCCUGGCUUAGCAUCAUUCUGCUGAUCACGGUCAGCCUGCUUCCUGAUGUCAUUAAGAAGGUCCUCUGCAGGGCUAUGUGCCCGACAGCUACAGAGCGUGUUCAGGAUCGGGACAAGUUGUCAUGGGAUGACAUGGCCAAGCUCCCGUCCCGCCGCUCCUACGAAGGCGCGAGCGUCGACUCCUCUCAGCUUCAUCUUGGCGCCGUGGAGACGCUGCCGCUUCGCGCUUCCGACCCCCUUCCCCAAAAACUCUUGGCGCACUUGGCAGAAGGGGGGAGGGCAAACUUGCGCUCCCUCAGCCCGUGCACGCUCCGCCUUUCCGGGGCGGGGAUUGCCUACUAUGCUCCGGGGCCAGAAACGUCUGUCUGAAGCUCCAACUUUAGUCAUCAUCUCAAGGGUGAGAAUUUACACAACACACAAGCUCACCGUUUGGCCUGGCGUAGUGUCAUCCAAACACCCACCACAUUCUUUUGCUUUUCUGACAUCUUCUGCAUAUUUGAACAAACAAUUGGCAAGAUACUCUCCAGCCUGUUGGUACAAUGACGUCUUUGUUAUUUUGUGUCAAAAUUUGUAUGUACAAUACACUCGAUGUGUAUGUUCACUAUGUGGUCUGGCCAAGUAAGGGCUGCCGUCCAGCUCAGCCCUUUAGGUGUGCGUGUAUGUACGUUUUCUAUGUGACACACCUUUGCCUUACAGGUAAAACACACAGCAGCAGGCUAGAAGCCAAAGGUGUUCAAAAAAGAAAGGAAGUGGUCUAUUACACACACACACACACACACAAAAACACCUCGUGCUAUUCAAAUGGGGGGCAAAAAAAAAAAAUAGAGGGAUGUGCAGUAUUGUCGCCACCCUGCCUUAAUUCAUACAUGCCUGCUUACAGUAGUUUCCGUGGGACACUUAUUUUCACUAUUCCAUCUCACCUCUGUGUCCUUGCAUGUCUCAACUCUUUGCAUGGUGAUGUGUGUAGCCAGGACUGAAGUAUUUUUGUCUACCAUGUAGCCUGAUGGCACUAAGGAGUAUUAAGGCCACACUGAAAACAUGUAAAAAUCAUUUUACAAGAAUAAAAUCAUCGGGUUUCAAAAUUGAGUUGAUAAAUUCAGUAGAACUUUAGUUUGUUAGAUGAACAAUUUUACAAAGCUGUGCUACCCUUUUUAAGGUGACAAGAUCAAAGUCAAAUGAUAUACAUCCGUAAAAAUACAAAUUUUCACUGAAAUAAAUAUUCAAAUAUAAUGUUUAAUUAUUUCAAAGCAAAACAGAUAUGUUUACAAAAAAAAAGAUUGUGGCUUUAAAAAUAAGCAUAAUUUAUGAGAGAAAAAUAAUGGUUUAAUAAGAAAAGAUUGUAAUUUCAGGAGAAUAAAAUUGAUGGAAAAUUACCAGGGAAAAGUUGCAAAGAAUAAAGCCGCAAUAUUACUAAGGUCAAAAUAUUUAUGAGGGUGGUUGUAAUCGAGAAAGUCUCUUAUUUUACAACAGAAUGAGAAUAUUCUCUUUUUAGUAGUGUUUCAAGUUUUCAUUUGACCAAAUAAUGUAGUCAUAUUAUGAGAACAAAUCUAUAUCUAUACCUUCCCUCUUGUUUUAUUAUGACUUAUUCUCCUUACAUCAUUAGUCUCAUUUUCUAUGUAAAAUUGCAACUUUUAAAGAAAGACAAAUUUACAGAAAAUCAUGUCGCUGUGGCUUUAAUACUCUUUCCAAGCAGAGUGAUGGUUACAGCCGCUCUCAGAGUGACUGUCUAUUACUUCCGGAUGAUUUUGUGCCCUUUGUAUGUUCUGCAGAAACUAAUGUCACGUCUGAAAGAAAUGUUCCUUUUGUUCCCCUGUCUUGGUGGCAGUCACUAUCGAUGACUGAUGUAACUUGACACGUGAUGGAUGAUGUGCGGUACUCAGCAGGAAGACUUGAAUAGGCGAUGUCACAAUCAAUCAGUAGAAUGUCAAACCAAUUUGUCCGUCAUGAUCUCCAGCUGACGAUUGUAGCUCAUUCCGGAUCAACCUCUUUUUCCUUUCGAGAACACACUUUACUUUUAUAUGCAACAACGGGCGUAGAUUUAAUACACACACACACACACUAUUUGUUUCGAUUUGGGGACUCAACAUCUUGACCUCAGUGAUACUCACUGUGCUGUUUCCGUAUUGUAUCCCGACGAUUUUGUCAUGCUACUUUGUUUAAAUAUUUCAUGAUUGUUGUUUUAGUUGCACAUUUUAUACACCACAUGUUCGCAUUUUGUGUUUUUUUUUUUUUUAAAGUGCAUUUUGAGGUGCAACAUGUGCCAAAAACUUUUUUUUUUUCUCAAUUUUGCUAAAUUUCUAACAUUUUGAUGUCAAAGGGUGGAUGAAACUGUAGUUUACCAGCGAUAAUUAACACUUUCUUUACGACAAAAAAUGUUGUCCGGGGAUAUAUUAUGGUUCCAUUUCUACUAUUUAUAUUCAAAGGCCAACACUUGCAUUUUUACUUCCAGCUACACUCUAAAUUGUGCUUUCAAUUAGUAACUUGUGUAUUGAAAUUGCUUUAAAAAAAAAAAAAGAAAAUCCAAACAAGGUCCAGUGGGGAUACAUUCUGGCCAUUUACAAUGCAUUUCCUUUAUUUCUUGGCAUUUAAGGAAUAGUUGUAUUUUCACUUUACUUCCACUCACACUGGCCCUCAUUUACUAAUGUCCGACAACCAACCGGGAGGCAUACAAAUCCCCCUUUGGUGAAAUAUAUUUAUUCCCUACUAUCCAGUUCAACACCCAUCCAUUUUCUAUACCGCUUGUCCCCACGGGGGUGUCGUGCGUGCUGGAGGCUAUCCCAGCAGUAGGCGGGGGACAUCUUGAACUGGUUGCCAGCCAAUCGCAGGGCACACAGAGACAAACAACCAUUUGCACUCGCAAUCACACCUAGGGGCAAUUCGGAGUGCUCAAUCGGCCUACCAAGCAUGUUUCUGGGAUGUGGGAGGAGUGCCCGGAGAAAACCCACGCGGGCACGGGGAGAACAUGCAAACUCCACACAGGGAGGGCCGGAGGUGGAAUCGAACCCGCACCCUCCUAACUGCGAGGCGGACGUGAUAACCAGUGUUCAACAACUUGUGUCAUCUUUAUUUAUUGAUCGCCUCAUAAUUUAUUUUUCAAUGUGUGUUUACACUCUCGGAUUAAAGUUCGCCAUUGUUGUAUGUUGUUAUAUGUUUGCUACAAACCUUUCAAAAAUAGGACUGAAGGUAUAAAGGUCUCUCAGCUGGGUUUUUUUUGGGCCUGGUAUGAAUAUGUCCUGAGAUUGCGUAUAUUUUCAAAUUGUGCGCAGAGUACGAACAAUUCUACAUAUUUAUUAAUAAAUGAGGCCCAUUGUGUUUUCAUUCCCUUGUCAAUUUGAAAGCAUGAAAAAGAAGAAAGCCAGUGAGCUACAUUGUGUUCCUCUACAGUAAUCUAUAUUUGAUUUCUUUUGUGACCUUUCACCUCUGGAGUGUUGUUGUUUUGUCCAUGAGGAUGUUUUGUGCAUGUUUCCUUUGCUACUUUUGCAUAUCCCGAAAAGAAUGUGGGUUCGAAUGUGGGGUCUAGUUUACCAAAAGGGUCAGUAGAGAUUUAUUAGUACACACACAGCACUUUGUGGUACAGAUGUGUGUAUGCCUAAAAGUGAAGGUAUGUUGUCUGUCAACUAAGAGCGAUUUAUAUUGUUACACUUCUCUUCCUCACAAGUUAUUUUUCUAAGAGCAUUGUAGUAGGUGAAGUGACCAAAUAACUUGAAACUGGAACAAACUGGCUUCCGUCUCAAAUGGUUGCAUCACCAGCCUUUUUCUCGAAUGUCAACGCCGCUUCUUCUGUCCAUCAGCACAAGAGUUCAUAAUGCUGAUAUCUAUGAGCAUGAUAAAGGUGCCAGUAGGGUGUGUGUGUGUGCGUGCGUGUGUGUUAGCGCGUGUGUGUGUGUGCGCGUUCUUCCGAGCGGUAUGCACACCUUCCGUACAGCACUGUUUGUAUUACUAUUACAAAGUUUAAAGGGUAUUUUUUUUCCUCCUAACUAUUUUGC
Syngnathus typhle (broad-nosed pipefish) is the source of this 7537-nucleotide messenger RNA. Its product is annotated as phospholipid-transporting ATPase IH-like. Lineage: Eukaryota; Metazoa; Chordata; Actinopteri; Syngnathiformes; Syngnathidae. The coding region runs from base 318 to 3920 and encodes 1200 amino acids. Gene Ontology annotation, biological process: phospholipid translocation. The transcript is spliced from 30 exons. Gene Ontology annotation, cellular component: recycling endosome; plasma membrane; endoplasmic reticulum. Gene Ontology annotation, molecular function: magnesium ion binding; ATP hydrolysis activity; ATP binding. The record is from RefSeq and is a predicted model, not a curated record.